CCUUCAUUUUACAUGAGGUAACAAAUUAAGUAUGGCGUUUAGGUCAUCAAAGGCCAUGGUGCUCAUACAAGUUUUAUCAUUAGUAGUUGCCUCUUUCUCAGAGCUCAGCUUUGGUGAAGUCGCUGAAAAUUCAUCAUUAGACAAUGAUCGUGAGGACAAUGAAAUCAUCUCAACCAAAGGGUUAGGGAUUGGACGCGUUCCUAAGAAAAGUCCUUCGACCCCUGCACCUGCUAAACGACCAUCACCACCAGCUAAGUCAUCACCACCACCAUCACCGCCAGCUAAGUCACCACCACCACCGCCACCAACACCAACUAAGUCACCUUCACCCUCGCCACCGCCACCAACUAAGUCACCAUCACAAUCAUCGCCGCCACCACCAACUAAGUCACCGCCACCACCAACUAAGUCACCAUCACCACCUACCCAGCCACCAAUAAACAGACCGCCGCAGCCAUCACCACCAGCUACUCAGGUACCAAUAAGGAGAACACCACCGCCAUCACCACCAACUAGUAAACCACCUAUCAGGUCAUCACCACCACCACCAACUGAUUAUGAUGAACCGCCAGACAUCGAGCCACCCGUUGAUCAGGAGCCACCACCCGUUUCUCAUGAGCCACCACCAAUUAAUGAACCACCUAUUAUACCAUUUCCACCAACUCUAAGUCCACCAGUUAAGCUUCCACCACCAACAAUUCAUCCCACCGGAAAGCCUCUAAUCGUCGUCGGCCGUGUGAAUUGCAAAUCUUGCAGUAACAGAGGCCUUCCUUCUCUCUUUAAAGCCUUCCCACUCCACGGAGCUUCAGUGAAGCUAGUUUGUCACAAUAAUGGAAGAAAGGCACAUGUUCAAACAGCAUUGACAGACAAGAAUGGUGAUUUCUCUAUCACACCCAUAUCUUUAACCAGAGCAGAUGUACACAAAUGCAGAGUAUACUUAGUGAAAUCACCCAAAUCAAUUUGCAAUGUGCCAACAAAUUUCAACAAUGGAAAAUCGGGUGCUCAAUUGAAACCUAUCCUGCCACCGGGUAAUCAUGGCCCAGGCCAUGGCCUAAUGUUUGAUUUCUUUGGUGUUGGGCCUUUUAUAUUCGAAGCCCCAAACAAAUUCCCAUGCAGAAAGUAAAAAUUGAGCCCUUCAAUAUUAAUGGAGUACUUAGCUAGGAAAAUAAAAGUAUGGAGUUUAUCAAGGAAAAUACUUUUAUCUUUUCCUUUCUCUAGUUUCACAUGAACGAUACAUCUUUGUACUUGCGCUAGAAAUCAACUUCAAUUAAAAAAAAGUUAAAAGUUUAUAAUAUUGCCUUGUCCUGA
This is a messenger RNA of Solanum lycopersicum (tomato), 1308 nucleotides long. RefSeq names its product pistil-specific extensin-like protein. The record is from RefSeq and is a predicted model, not a curated record. Gene Ontology annotation, cellular component: cell periphery. NCBI's taxonomy places the organism in Eukaryota, Viridiplantae, Streptophyta, Magnoliopsida, Solanales, Solanaceae.